Molecule: messenger RNA, 2892 nt
Organism: Diachasmimorpha longicaudata
Lineage: Eukaryota; Metazoa; Arthropoda; Insecta; Hymenoptera; Braconidae
Gene: RNaseZ
Product: ribonuclease Z, mitochondrial
Exons: 3
Coding region: 1-2427 (808 amino acids)
Biological process (GO): mitochondrial tRNA 3'-end processing
Cellular component (GO): mitochondrion
Molecular function (GO): 3'-tRNA processing endoribonuclease activity
Source: RefSeq, a predicted model, not a curated record
AUGCCUAUCUUCAAUUGGGUGGCUCAAAGAUUCAAUCUUCUGCACAACUGUACAGGUGAUUGCUUAAUUUUACGUAGUUAUUCAUCAUCACUGUUAAAGACCUAUAAAUACGGUAAAUCCAUGUCUGAAAAGGAUAUCCAACGUCAGUUGCAAAAAAUACGACGGGAGAAAAUUGCCAGGCUUGAUAAACAUGCUCCAAGCACUGUGACUCUCCAGGUACUGGGCAGUGGGGUUCCUGGAGCACCGGCUGCUUUAUAUGUCUCGACAGAUCAUUCAAAAUAUCUAUUCAAUUGCGGCGAAGGUACCCAAAGACUUGCUCACGAACAUCAUUUGAGGUUAUCAAAAUUGGAACAUGUGUUCUUCACGACGCCAACCUGGAAAAAUAUGGGAGGAUUGCCAGGUAUGUCUCUCACCAUUCAAGACGCUGGAGUACCACAUAUUACCCUUCACGGACCGAAGGGAGUUGUGGAUAUUUUUGAUGCUGUCAAAAGAUUUGCUUUCCUAGCACAUUUAACUGUAUCUGAGGCCGAGUGUGAGAAAGACAAUGUAUAUGAUGAUUCUUGUAUGACAAUUCGUUAUGUUCCUUUGACGAAGGACACUCCUACUGAUUCUGAAAGUGAUUCAGAUGAACCAGCACUUGUUUUCGAUGACACUGAUUACUAUGCUCACGAAUUUAAUGUAAAUGGAAAGAGAGGAGUCAAACAGUAUCGUCCCAAUACAUUCUCGAAAAUGACAUCUAGUUUACGAAAAAUUAGAGGUUGCAUUGCCUACAUAUGUAAAUUACACCCCAAGGCAGGGAAAUUAAGUCUUGAAAAGUGUGUGGAGAGGGGGGUAACUCCUGGACCAAUUUUGGGUGACUUGAAAGCUGGAAAGGAUGUGACACUACCGGAUGGAACUGUGAUCAAGAGUGCUGAUGUUUGUGAGCCAGAAAUCCCAGGUCCAGCUUUUAUAGUAUUGGAGUGCCCAGAUGAACAUUAUGUGGAGUCUCUCGUAUCUAAUCCAGUCUUCAGAGAAUAUCAACAUGAAGGAAAGGAUCAGGACAAAUGGGCAAGCUAUGUUGUUCAUUUUACACCAGAAGAAGUUUUAAAAACGAAUAGAUACCGCGAAUGGAUGGAAAAAUUUCCAACGACAACGCAACACGUGAUUAUCAAUGAAGAUAAUAAUUCUUACUGUUUCGAAGCACUUCAUAGAAUGCAGAAUCAACUUCAUUUAGUUCAUCCAACAAUUUUUCCAAUUAUUCCGGAUACGGUUGAUAAUAAUAGGACGGACGAAAUGCAAAAAGAAAAGUUGAAUAUCCACAGAGCGAAAACUCUGGAUGCAGUCCAUCUGCGACCACUACAAGGCCUAGAUAAAACCGCAGAGAUAAAAAUCAACGGGAAGGACGAUAUUGAUGAGGCUUUCAAUAUAGAUGGAUUUCUCGAUGAAUUAGCACAACUUCAGACUGACAUUAAUGCAAAAUCAAAAGUGCUGAAAGAUCUACCGGAAUAUCCUAAGUUAGUAGUGCUUGGUACUGGCUCGUGUAUACCAAGCAAAGUAAGAAACACUAGUGGCCUUUUAUUGAGGAUUGAUCGUGAUAUAUCUAUUUUAUUGGACUGUGCUGAAGGGACUUUGGGUCAACUUAUUCGAUUUUUCGGAAAAGAUGGCGUGGAUGAAGUAUUGAGAAGCAUUAAGGGGGUAUAUAUAUCACAUCUACAUGCAGAUCAUCAUUUAGGAGUUAUCAGUAUACUUCAGCGACGUCAGCGUAUUACAAAUGAUCCUCUCUUUUUAUUUGCACCAAAACAAAUUCACUCCUGGUUGCAAAUCUAUGACCUUAAAUUUGAAGAGAUCAGUCAAUCAUUUAAUCUAAUUCCGAAUCAAAAUUUGGUGAUAAAUUUACGAAAAAUCUCGGACGACAUACAAAAGAAUUUGCAAGAAAAAUUGAAAAUACAAGAAAUUAGUACUGUUGAAGUAAAUCACUGCCUUCAUUCAUUUGGAGUUGCGUUGACACUUGAAAGUGGGGAAAAAAUUGUUUAUAGCGGCGACACGCAGCCGUGCAAUUAUCUCGUGGACCUUGGUAGAGACUGUGAUCUCCUCAUUCACGAAGCUACUAUGGGAGAUGGUAUGGAAAAGGACGCCAAGACGAAGAUGCAUUCAACAAUUUCUCAAGCCAUAGAUAUCGGUAAAGAAAUGAAUGCAAAGUUCACUUUACUCACCCACUUUAGUCAAAGGUAUUCAAAAAUACCACGAUUACCGGAAGAUCCUAAUGGGAAAAAAUUAUCCAAUGUUGGAAUUGCAUUUGAUAAUAUGCAGGUUAGUUUUUCCGAAUUGUCAUUCUUACCUCUGUUUUAUCCAAUUCUACGGAUUUUAUUUCACGAAUCUGUAACGAAUCUUGAAGAAAAGGCCAUGAAACGCGAACAAAAAGGGAACUUAAUAAGUGGCAGAGUAUAACGAAGAGUAAUUGCCCCUCAAUUAGUUGGCAGACGCAUUUUCUGUUCUAUUUUGUCAACUGUGUAUAUUUUUUUCUCUUUCCAAUUGAAUUGUUUAUCGUCGAUGAUCUGUCAAACCCUCCUAUCACCCAGACGCUACUGUAAUAAUGAAAAAAUAUUUACAAAAACUCAAAAAGUGAGAAAAAUUUUUAAAUUUCAUUAUGUAUAUUGAUUUACAAUGUAUUUUUCUGAUAAUAUUUUUUAAACGUAAAAUAUAGAAGCGAAAAUUAUGUAUUUAAAUAAGCUUGAAAAUUGUAUUUAUGCUUAUGAACAUAUAUGCACAUAUUUGGUGAUAGAUGACUCAAUAUUUAGUCACAACAAUGGGAUGAUAAUUGUUCCUGCCUUAGAAAUAUUCAUUCAGUGUCAUGAUAAUAAUGAACAAGGACAUGUUCAAUCUAUUGUUAGAAAUAUAAAAAUUUUUUUAUCA